Molecule: messenger RNA, 2120 nt
Organism: Porites evermanni
Lineage: Eukaryota; Metazoa; Cnidaria; Anthozoa; Scleractinia; Poritidae
Source: the annotation of a GenBank genome assembly
AUGGAUUCACGUGGAAGAUUCCACCACAGACAGGAAGAGGAAAUCAAGACAGAAACUUUCCUGGACUCGCUUGUAAGGCGAAUGACCGUUUACGCAGUAGCCUUGAUCGGCUUAUUCCUCAUUAUUAAAGAGUUUCUAACAGGUAAGUAGGCGAUUUGGGUGUAGCUUUCGGGAGGGAUUUCCGCACUUGACAGGCGCGAGAUCGUUUUCUAUUUUUUUUCUGAAUCUUUAGUUCACCCUCGUGCUAGUAACUUGGACAAGCUCGAUGUUCAUUUAUUAUUACGGAAAUAACUGGAAAUAGAUUUAACCGAAUACACGAAUGAAAAAUAAGCUUUUCAGCUGAUGUAUCAGUUUUGCUACAGUCUCGAGUUUCCCUGACAAAGAUAAACAUUGGUGCGGUAAAGCGUAUCAUCUUCAUUUUUAAUAACAAGCUUGAUUUUAAAAAAUUUCCCCGGACUUCCGCCGAAAAGCACCCCCCCCCCCCCCCCCCCGUGCAGUUUUGACAUGCUUGGAUCAACUAUAGCUUCUAGUAAACUAUCCACCCACCCCUCCCCAAACUCAACGUUAACUCAAACUUCUAAACGUAUGGCAAAAUGUCAGGUCAAUGGAGGGGCGGGUGGAGAAUCUUUGUCGCGAUAUAAAAACCUAUGCAAACCCCUUCCCCAGCCUAACGUUAAAAUUGACUUCUCUCGUAUGUAACAAAUGUCGGGUCAAGGGAGGAGUAGGUGGUCCGUUUACCAGAAUCAGUUAUUCGCAAUACUAUUGUCUGGGCUAAACUGCAUAGCAUGAUGGCUAUAGAGACAUCAUGUCCGCCAUGUUGGUGUCCCAGAGCAUUAAAAGGGCCGCCAUGCAUGUUGGUGUUCCAAACCAAUCGUGCGGGAGUUGAACUCUUUUUUUCUGUAAACUCUUUCUUUUGUUCUAAUAAAUUUGAAUAAUUGCUGGGCACAUGAGAGAAAACGCUCUUUUUGUAAACGGUUUUGUGUUUCACUAUUUCGCUCGAUGACACACUGUUCGAAAUACCGAAACAAAAAGGUGGGAAAGAUUGAGUUCAUUCAACGCUCCAAAGGACCAAUAAUCACUAGAGUAAUUGCUCGUUUCUUUCUUCAACAGGCACCUUCAUCGUCUGCCAACCAAUCAACAGAAGCGUUAGAAUUAACAUUUCUUACAGCCAAUCAGAGGCGGACUACGACAAAGCGUACUGUUCCAUGUCCAUGACUGACUUUCGAGAAAAUCUCAUCAGAGCAACUGCAAGUGAACCCAACGCCAUUCCAGGGGUGACAAUUAUGGGCAUCAAACCAGGCGAAGGGCGAGUCAUUUAUCAAAAUCUUCUACCGUUCGCUUUUAUUUUUCAAGCUGCACUUUGCAGCAUUCCUUCACUUCUGUGGAGAACAUGGGCAUCAGAAAUACUCUGUGCUUCUGUAAGAUUCAUCGUGGAUAUCUCAAAAAGAUUUCCAGGAGCUCCUAUAGGCGAGUUUGAACCUCGUGAUCGCAGAAAGGAACAAAGUUAUGAAGUACUCUCCGAGGACCUAAGCAGUCAAGUUGAUUUCUGGGGAAGCAGAAAAUUCCUUGCAAGAGUCUACACCACGAAGCUAAUGCUUAAUCUUGGCAUUUUGAUCUUUAUUGUUUGUUUUUAUCUCUCCUAUCCAAUGCUUAAUUAUUACAACUUACAAGAGCUAUUUGUUUGUCACGUGAACAGGCAGACCCUAGUCACGUGCACUUUUCCCGACAUUGGCUUGUUUAAAGUGGCGUGGAUAGCCAAUAUAGUCCUCGUCGAUAUCUCGAUUGUUCUCGUUGUUUUCCAGUUGAUAAACGUCGCCUUCUGCAUGUCGCGAACAAGAACCUUCUUCGUCUGGUAUCUUGGAGUGGACGAAAGAAAAAAGACUAGAUUACCAAAUGACAUGCAUUUAAUUUCACAUUUCUGUUACGCAAAUCUCAGUGCGAUGUGUCCUAGAAUUGUACUCCAUUCUGACAUUCAAAGAACAGCGUUAUAUAAUCCGCUUAUUUCUUUAAAAAGUUCACAAGAGGAGUUGAAUUCUAGUAGCUCAAGUUCAUCUCUCUCCUAUAACACAGCUCCACAAGUAUUUAGACGACAGACCGCCACCGAAUUAGAUAGGGAAUAA